AUGUCAGAAUCUGAUAUCGCUGAUCUUUUUCCGACGAUGACGUUAGAGGAUACGUUGAAGAAGGAGGUGGAGGUUGAAGAUGGGUUGGAGAAUAUUUCAGGAAAGUUAAAGGAGGAGAUAGAAGAAGAUGGGACUCAGGCACCGUCGAAGUUGAAGGAGGAGGUGGAAGAAGAUGGGACUCAGGAGCAUAAUUCAGGAAAAUUGAAGGAGGAGGGGAAAGAUGGGAGUCGAGGAAAGUUGUUGAAGUUGAAGAAAAGGAAGAAGAAGCAGGAGGGGGAAGAAGAGGAGUGGAGGAAGUAUGUGGGGAUGAUGAAGUCCGCGGGGAUGUUUUCGGCUCAAAUAAGAUAUCCGGAUGGUCAUCGGGUAUGGUUGGGGACUUAUAAGUCACCCAAGGCUGCUGCUUUGGCUUAUGAUAAAGCUGCUUUCAAGCUUUAUGGUUCUCAAGCCACGCUUAAUUUCCCCGAUAGGAUCCGCACCUCUGAUCAUAAAAACGACGGUCAGACCAACAAAUAA
Helianthus annuus (common sunflower) is the source of this 513-nucleotide messenger RNA. Its product is annotated as ethylene-responsive transcription factor RAP2-9. NCBI's taxonomy places the organism in Eukaryota, Viridiplantae, Streptophyta, Magnoliopsida, Asterales, Asteraceae. The transcript has a single exon. The record is from RefSeq and is a predicted model, not a curated record. Bases 1 to 513 code for a protein of 170 amino acids. Gene Ontology annotation, molecular function: DNA binding; DNA-binding transcription factor activity. Gene Ontology annotation, biological process: ethylene-activated signaling pathway; regulation of DNA-templated transcription.